GUAAUCAGUCUGCGGUAAAACUGCGGAUGUGGUAGGUACAGUCACCCGUAAGAAUUUUUAAUUUUUUUAUCGGUAUUGAUAGGGCCCGCCCAGAAAAGAUCUUUGUCAAAACAAACAACAACCACUCUACGAUAAUCCAGCAUCAUGGCUAAAGCAAGGACCACAUCGAAACAUUCCCGCGCCGCCAGACGGGAUAUUUCCCCGAGCGCCGACGUCGACAAGUCGUUGUUGUCUGCACCUCGCGCUGAAACGACAGUCAUUCAGCGUGACUCCAUCCUCUCCGAACGUGCGAAUGCUGGUAUCUCAAAGAAGCAACCGAAGCCCAAGAAUAUGUCAAGGGCCCAGCGCCAAAGGCAACAGAAGGGCAUGGAAAAAGCAGAAAUGGUGCUUGAUCAGUUGGAGAAUAAGGUGGCUAAGAGUGUUAAGAGGGGCAAGAACGUGCAAGCACGUAGGGCCGACUGGGAAGACAUGAACCGCAAAUCGUCCAAGUUUGAAGCCCUUCAACUGAUCGCCGACGGCGACAAUGAUGAUGAUGAUAAUGAUGAUGAUAAUGAUGAUAAUGCUAUGGUCGACGAUUCUGCACCUAAGUCGCGGGAAUCGAAGCCCGCACGUGUGAUGCAAAACCCGGUGGCUGAUGACCACACCGGCAAUGACGAGGAUGAAGAGAUCACUUGA
Aspergillus ruber CBS 135680 is the source of this 675-nucleotide messenger RNA. RefSeq names its product Alb1 domain-containing protein. Gene Ontology annotation, cellular component: nucleolus; preribosome, large subunit precursor. Bases 145 to 675 code for a protein of 176 amino acids. Gene Ontology annotation, biological process: ribosomal large subunit export from nucleus. Lineage: Eukaryota; Fungi; Ascomycota; Eurotiomycetes; Eurotiales; Aspergillaceae. The transcript has 3 exons. The record is from RefSeq and is a predicted model, not a curated record.